GUGGCGGAGCUGCCGCCGCUUCGGGACCGAGUGGGGCCCGAACCGGGGCCGGGGGGACACGGCGGGGGCACGGCGGGGGCUCCGCGGCUCCUCCGGCACCGCCCGCCGCCCACACGGCGCGGGGGACGCCCGGCGGGGGCGGCGCGGGCAGCUCUGAGGGCGGUGAGGCCUAAACAGGGGCCCGGCCCGGGGGGGUGGGAGGGGCCCGGGGGGGGUCGUUGGGACCCCCAGGGGGUCAGAGUGGAGCCCCGGGUGAUCGUAGGAGCCCCCGAAGUGUCAGUGAGGAGCCCCGGGGAGGGUCGGUGAGGAGUCCCGGGGUGGUCGCAGAAGCCCCGGGAGGGGUCGGUGGGACCCCUGGAGGGUCAGCGAGGAGCCCCCAGGGAUCGGUGGGAGCCCCGAAGGGUCAUUAAGGAACCCCCGGGGGGGGGUGUCAGUGAGAACCCCCGGGUGGUCGCAGGAGCCCCGUGAGGGUCUCGGGACCCCCGAAGGGUCGUUAAGUAGCCCCGGGAAGGGUCACCGAGAAACCCCCGGCCGUGUCCAGGGACCCCCGAGGGGUCGGUGAGGAGCCCCGGGGGAUCGGUGGGAGCCUCGGGGGGGGUCAGUGAGGAGUCCCGGGGGAUCGGUGGGAGCCCCGGGAGGGUCGUUAGGACCCCGGGGGGGGUCAGUGAGGACCCCCGGGGGGUCGGUGGGAGCCCCGGGGGGGUCGGUGGGACCCCCGGAGGGUCAUUAAGGAACCCCCGGGGGGGUCAGUGAGGACCCCCAGGGGAUCGGUGGGAGCCUCGGAGGGAUCAGUGAGGAGCCCCGGGGGAUCGGUGGGAGCCCCGGGGGGGUCGUUGGGACCCCCGGAGGGUCAUUAAGGAACCCCCGGGGGGGUCAGUGAGGACCCCCAGGGGAUCGGUGGGAGCCUCGGAGGGAUCAGUGAGGAGCCCCGGGUGAUCGGUGGGAGCCCCGGGGGGGUCCCGCAGCCCCCGCAGGAGGAGGAGGAGGAGGCAGAGGAAGGGUCCCCCCGCCAUGGCGGCCCCCCCGGCGCUGGGCGGCCCCGCGGCCCCUCGGCCCGACCCGGUGGAGACGCUGCAGGAGGAGGCGAUUUGCGCCAUUUGCCUCGACUAUUUCUCGGAGCCCGUUUCCAUCGGCUGCGGCCACAACUUCUGCCGCGCCUGCAUCUCCCGCCUCUGGGCCCGGCCCGGGGCCGAAAACCCACCCCCGGGACCCCCGGCGGGAGCCCCCGCGGCCGCCACCGAGGAGGAGGAGGAGGAGGAAGAGCUGGAGGAGGAGGAGGAGGACGAGCUGGACGUGGAGCAGGACGAGGAGGAGGAAGGCGGCGGCGUGGAGGAGGAGGAGGAGGACGACGAGAUGUGGGAGGAAGAGGAGGAGGAGGACGCGGAGCUCUGGGAAGACCCCGAGGAGGAGGAGGAGGACGAGGAGGAGGAGGACGAGGAGGAGGAAGAAGCGGCCGCCUGGAGCGAGGGGGCGCGGGGCGGGGGGCUCUACUUCGGCGACGAGGACUACGAGGACGUGAUGGAGGAGGACGUGGAGGAGGAGGAGGAAGAGGAAGAAGAGGAGGAGGAAGAGGAGGAGCAGCAGCGGGGCGAGGGGCGGCCCCCGCGGCGAGCGCCGGGCGCUUUCACGUGCCCGCAGUGCCGGCAGAGCUUCGGGCAGCGCAGCUUCCGCCCCAACCGGCAGCUCGCCAACAUGGUCACCAUCAUCCGCCAGCUCCACCCGCGCCCGCAGCGCGCCCCGGCCCCUCUGCCGGCCCCGGGGGUCGCGCCCGGGGUGCCCCCCGAGCUGUGCCAGAAGCACCAGGAGCCGCUGAAGCUGUUCUGCGAGGUGGACGAGGCGGCGAUCUGCGUGGUGUGCAGGGAGGCCCGCGGGCACAAGCACCACAGCGUCGUGCCCCUCGACGAGGUGGUGCAGGACUGCAAGAACAAACUCCAGAGCCACCUGGAGCCCCUGAGGAAGCAGCUGGAGACGGUGCUGAGGCAGAAAUCCAGCGAGGAGGAGAAAAUCUCCCUGCUCAAGGAUCAGAUGCAGGCUGAGGUGCAGGAGCUGGAGGGGGAUUUCGAGGUGCUGCACCGGUUCCUGGCGGGGGAGCAGGUGCAGCUGCUGCGGCAGCUCCGGGAGCGCCACGAGGCCCUGCUGGGGCGGCAGAGACGGAACCUGGGCGUGCUGGAGGAGAGGACGGCGGCUCUCAGGAGGCUCAUCGGGGAGGCUGAGGCUGCUGCCAGGCAGGACGGGCUCCAGCUGCUCAAGGACAUCAAAAGCACCUUCAUCAGGUGUGAGAACAUCAAAUUCCAGGAGCUCGAGAUGGUGCCCGUGGACGUGGGGAAGAAAUUCCGGAAUUGUUUCCUGCAGGACGUGGUGAUGAGGAAGAUGGAAAAGGUCUUCAGCAAAGUGCCCCAAGCCGACGUGACCCUGGACCCGGCCACUGCCCACCCUCGGCUCAGCCUGUCCCUGGACCGGCGCAGCGUCCGGCUGAGCGAGCGGCGCCAGGACCCCCCCGGGGGCACUUCGGGAGCCCGGAACCCGCCCGGGGGGCCGGGCCGGGGGGACGGCGGCGACCUCUGCGUGCUGGGAGCCCCCGGCUUCAGCGCCGGCCGCCACUACUGGGAGGUGGAGGUGGGCGGGCGCCGGGGCUGGGCCGUGGGGGCGGCGCGGGAGAGCGCCCGGCCCCGCCACAAAGGGGGCUCCGGGGGACCCCCGAAGAGGGAGAUCUGGGCCGUGGGCACCACGGGCAAGAAGUACCAGGCGCUGACGGCCACGGAGCAGACGGCGCUGGCGCCGGGGGAGCAGCCGCGGCGCUUCGGCGUCUACCUGGACUACGAGCGGGGGCAGCUCUGCUUCUACAACGCCGAGAGCAUGAGCCACAUCCACACCUUCCACAUCUGCUGCAGGGAGAGGGUCUUCCCCUUCUUCCGCAUCCUGGCCAAGGGCACCCGCAUCAAGAUCUGCACCUGACA
This is a messenger RNA of Chiroxiphia lanceolata (lance-tailed manakin), 2957 nucleotides long. RefSeq names its product tripartite motif containing 41 (gene TRIM41). Bases 1012 to 2955 code for a protein of 647 amino acids. The transcript has 6 exons. NCBI's taxonomy places the organism in Eukaryota, Metazoa, Chordata, Aves, Passeriformes, Pipridae. Gene Ontology annotation, molecular function: zinc ion binding; protein binding. The record is from RefSeq and is a predicted model, not a curated record.